Messenger RNA from Hemiscyllium ocellatum (epaulette shark), 3898 nucleotides. RefSeq lists its product as uncharacterized. Lineage: Eukaryota; Metazoa; Chordata; Chondrichthyes; Orectolobiformes; Hemiscylliidae. The record is from RefSeq and is a predicted model, not a curated record. The transcript is spliced from 13 exons. The coding region runs from base 161 to 2350 and encodes 729 amino acids. Gene Ontology annotation, molecular function: DNA binding.
AAGCUACCUCCCCCACCCUGAUCUACGCUCCAUCCUUCACAUUUCAGUCGAUCCAACGUCCAGAAGUAGAAUUUCACCGCCAUUGGUGCGGCAUCUGGGAAAAAAAGGGGACGGAAACAACACCCGAGAGCAACUGUGCAGCCUGCCCGUCAAAUUCACAAUGUCGGACGCAAACGAUUCAUAUCUUAGAGUUAAAGUCGAAGAUGAUACAGAAGCUGUGAUAUUUAAUGGAGCAGAAGUGAUGGACGUUCCAAAUGGUUCAUCGUCCCUUACUACUGAAGACCUUUCACAAGCAAGCAACCAAAAAAGAUACCUAACUGCUGUAGUUUAUGUACAGAAAUCUGGAGCAGAAGGCUCAGCUAGUGCUCCGCGUGUGAGUAACAAUGAAACAACAGCAAAUUCGUCACAGGAGUGUCUGCCAAACAGAAAUGCCGUUUCACCUGGAGCCAUGUCACAUGAGGCUCGACAUAGGGCCGGUGAAUACACUUACACGUACAGACCCAAAAGAAGGAAAAUUGCGAUCCAUAAUGCACCUCCGAUCAGAACCAGAGACACUGGAGAUUAUGUGGACUAUGAAGAAAAUGGCGACUUUGUUUAUGACUACAGUGCUGACUAUGAAUGUGCCAGUGAUAUGUCAGAAGGUUCCUAUGUUACCGAUCAGCAGAGGACACUGGUGGAGAUUCUUAAUUACUGCCAGGUAAUGUAUGCUGCUAUCCAGAGACUGGAUAAGAAAUUUGAUGUUUUGCAUCGUAGAGUCACAGAGAUGCCCCAGGGGAGAAUGAAACCAAUGUUUUUCAAACCGAGACUGACGACUGUAUCCUAUGGAAACACCCACCAGAUGCCGCUCACCAAAAUGAAAGUACAGAAGCCCGUGGAGAGGGAGGUGAGGAUCAGGAUGCCACCACCGGAUGCAGGGUCCCACCCUUCCCCGGUCAUGAUACGGGUAGAGAAAGAGCCAGUGGCAGUUCCAAUUCCAAGCAAUCCUGUACGAUCCUCGCCUCAGCCGCAAAUCGUGUACAGCAGUGCAAGAAGAGCAAGCCCUCCUCUGCCCACAAUUCACUCGGUCCAAUCUUUAAAAGAAGCUCCAGUACAGUGCUCUGGAACGGUUAUUGGCAUUUCUGACUUUGCCCAAGGGAAAGCGCCCGCUGAGCAAGACAACAGGGUACCUACGUCUUCAGAAGCCAGUGAUGUAGUGCAACCCACCAGAAGACCAUUUCAGGAUAGUUGUACUUCCCAAGAAAGAGAGGCGUUCAGUAAUGUAAAAACUGCAGACAGUCCUGCAGAGCAAACCGGCUUUUCCCAGCCUGAAGUUCCUUCAUCCUCGUCCGGAGAUACUAUGAGUUUAGAAUAUCUGGGUGACCCCAGGCGAAAUAUAAAGGUGCCUGCAGCCUUCUUAAUGAAGGCACGACAGAAGACCAAGCCAAAGUAUGUCGCACGUUACCUCGUCCGGAUGAUGUUCCCAAAGGACAUCCUGAUGUACAGUAACAUGCAAGGUGACAAAACUAGAGGAAUCAAACCACUGGAUCCUAAUAGGAUUGCAGCUUUGCGAGAGUUCCUUUGUUCAAUUUUCCCCACAUUCGAUCUGAGUGAGGAAGGCAAAGACUGGAAGAUUUGUGUCUCUAAUGUAAAUUCCAUGAUACGCAGUCUACGUUAUGAAAUCCAAAAAGAAGCAGACCUCACCAGUGAUAAUGGAAAAGUUUCAGCACCGGAAGGAACAAUGGUAUGUGUCAAUCUGGAUUCCGAUGGUGAGGAAGGGUCUGCCCCUUUCCAAAAACCUGAAGAAGCCAAAGCAACUACUGAGACAUUACGACAGGAAUGGCAACAGCAAGACACCCCGACAGCGCUUGAGAACGGUGAACAGAAAGCUUUUGAACCAAAAGCAGAGAGCCUCGGUAACCCAACGCGGCAAGUUCAGCUCCCAUACUCCGCUGUCUACGUCGCAAAGCAGAAAACCAGACCAGAACUGGCAGCCCGCUACCUAGUUCGACAUUUGUUUCCGGAGGAGGUGCUUGUGAGAAGCAAUGUGUAUGGAAACUUAGACCGGGGAAUAGCUCCUUUAGACUGCAACAAAAUCAGCGCUGUCCGAGAAUUUCUUGAAGAAGUCUAUCCAGUAUUUGAUUUGGGAGAGAACGGGCGUGACUGGAAAGCCUGUGUGGCUGCUAUAAAUAGUUCCAUUCGCAGCAUAAGACAUGACCUCAGGAAGUCCCUGCCUGGCUAUUACAAGAAACAGCACCCUCAGUAUUUUGCAAUGUACUGCAAGAAACAGUCAGGGAAUCAUGGCAACAAAACCAGCACUCCUCAGAACAACAAUUCCCAAGAGAACUUCAAUGGAGACACAAACAUCCUCUGAGCACUGUUUCAGAAGAGCUGAAAUGUUGAAAAUGAAAAAGCAGUUGUGCUCCAUAUAAUUUUCAAGAGCAUAUGGACUUGUUUAUGAUCUCUUAAUGGCACACUCUGUUAUUCGCCAUGAGAGAUCCUGAGUAUAAGUCCGGAUACACUUUAAUGCCAUAGUUCUAUUUUUGAGCGUGCUCAAGUUUGCGUUUGUGCAAUACUGAAAUGUAUGAAUUGCAGAAAAUUUUAUUAUAACGGGUAGCAAAAAACUCGUGCAAGUUUUGAAAUGACUUUGCAAACUGAUGAGUCUUAGCUGCUGAAAUUUCCUUAUGGAUAUUAUUUAUAGAGAGAUGUAUCCUGUAUUUUUGGGAUAAUUCUGUGAUGCCAAUGUGAUACAUGCAUGAGGUUGCUUGAUCUUUGAUUUUACUUAUUUUGCUUUUUAUUGAACAUAUUUUCUGUUUUGAAUAUGUCCUUCAACAAAGCUGCCCCUUUUCAACCAUCUUCCCCACUACUGGAGUCAAAUGAAAGGACACUGGCCUUUAAAUUAUUUUCAUCUUCCAAGAUUGAAUAUUUUAUGUUGAUUAGCAAUUUAGGUUGUGCUGGAGCCCUAUGAAUUUGGGGUUUGAAUUUGUUUACGACAGAUUGUGAAGUCUGCAAAUGCAAAGUAAUGAGUAAGCUUAGAAUCCCUACAGUGUGGAAACAGGCCAUUUGGCCCAACAAGUCUACACCGAUCCUCUGAAGAGUAAUUCACCCAGACCAUUCCCCUCCACCUGUUGCUGUACAUUUACCCCUGACUGAUAAACCUAACCCACACACCCCUGAACACUAUGGGAAACUUAGCAUGGCCAAUUCACCUAACCUGCACACCUUUGGAUUGUGGAAGGAGACUGGAGCAAACCCACGCAAACACUGGGAGAAUGUGCAAACACCACAUAGACAGUCACCCAAGGCUGGAAUUGAACCUUGGUCCCUGGCACUGUGAAGCAGCAGUGGUAACCACUGAGCCACCGUGCUGCCCAAUUGCUAGAUUAUGUGGGAAGGGACAGGUGAAGCAGGAGGUUAAUAGCUCUGGAAUUUGUGUUUGGGUCUGACUCCGAGAACAUCUAUUUUUAUCAGUUGUAAAACUUGUAUGUAGGUUGAGUUUGAGACAAUCUGAACCUAGUUGUUUGUAAGCACACAAUGCCUUCCACACUCAGCCCUAGUUAAUGCUAAAUCACCAGUCUCACUCAGAGGCAAUAAGGGGAGGGAAGUGGAGCAUUUACCAUUUGUUCAAAGGAAAACCAUGUUUUUGACAUUAAGUCUGUUGCCUUUCAUGUUUCAGCAUUGAGAGGGCAAUUUUGGCACCCUAUUCAUUUAGCACCUAAUUUGUGAAUAUUUGUUGCUGCCAGUGGGUGUCAAAAUUGAGAAAGUGUUCCAGUACACACCUGUGAAAUCUGUCAUUAUGAGCAACUAAAUGUAUUAAUGUCUAGGAAAGAACUAUAAGGUUCUGAGUCACUGCUGUUUGUUUUCUGAUGCUUAAAUAGUAACAAAUAUGGAAACAUUAUUUAACGGGUAUCAUUUUGUUGAA